AUGACAACGACAAAGACGAUUGGACACAAUUUCGGGAAUGGUUUUCAAAGGAAUUCCAAAAGCUUCUUGUCCGAAAAUUGUAUCCCUCUGUGGCGCCACUGUCGGCCAUUGCGAUGCUACGAAUCCGGUCGUCGGAUCGCACACAUGGUCGCAUACAUCAAUCAAUUCUAUAUAGUAAAGUUAAAUAAAAUUAGCGGGAGCGGAUCUCUGCUACUUCAAUCAUAUGCAUCCAGAAUGGAUCUGCCGGCAACUCAAAUUUGUUAUGAUUAUGAUGACAUGCCGACUCAAAAGAUUGAACAGCCCAUAGAAAAGGGACAUAAUGUGCAGGUUGCCGUAUUGACCGUCAAUUCUAUUUCAUAUCCCAUUUAUAAAGGUAUCAGUAAGAUAGGACGUCAUCCGGAUUGUAAUGUUAUUUUUAACGAUCAGAGUAUAUCGAAAUAUCAUGCAGAGAUAGAAAUAAAUACGUCCCCAGUGAAUGCUUGGAUAUGCGAUCUGAAUUCUUCGAAUAAAACAAUAGUCAAUAAUAUUGUUUUACGGCCUACGCGUUAUUACGAAUUAAGGGAUAACAGUACCAUUGAAUUUGGCAGAAUAAAAGCGAUUUAUAAGACGUGCCGUUUAGAAAAUGAAUUUGUCAUUCCCGAAACACCACUACAGUAUAAACAAAAGAAAAUAACACCUAUAAUUCCAGAAUCGCCAGAUUCUUUAUCGAAUAAUUCGUCAGUUAUUAAUGGAGAUGAUUCGACGAUUGCGACAGUCCCGCAAGAAUGUCUCAGAAAAUCUAUUUGUUUGCGGGCAUCUAUAAAUCAGGAAAAGUCGCAAAAGGUGUUGAAAGGCAACGGCAAAGAUAAUAAAGUUGGUACGUUGUCGGAUUCGAUGCAGGACGUUAAUAACGAUGAAUCUAUCGUUCGCCAGUUAUCCGAUAAAAAUAAUAGGAAGCAAACUUUCGAGGGGAAUUUUAAUGUCAUUACCUGCGAACAGAAUGAUCCAAGUACAAGCUGCGAAUCGGAUGAUAUAUUUGAAGCGGCUACGCAACGCAUUGACGUUGAUAUGAGUAUGGAAAGUGUUAAAGGUCCAUCUCCGUCGAAAGGGAGAAAGACCGAUGACGUAGAUGUUGAUAUAGACGGUGGUACGACUCGUACUGGAAAUAUAUCUAGUACUCCGAUAAAGAAAACUAAUCGAGUUGAAGAAUUGAAAAAGAUAGAAAAGGAUAUUGCAUUGGCGACUAAGUGCAUUCAAUCGAGAGAGAUUGAAAAUAAUAAAGGGGAAAAUAAAGUGAAAGAAAAUGGGAAUGAUAUCGACGAUUUCGAUAAGUUAGAAACCCAAUUGGUAUGCUUACCUGACUUUAUUAAUGACGCAAAGAAAAGAAAAAGCGACGAUAUCGAUGAUAUUGAUACGUUGGAUACCCAAAUAAUAGAUUUUUCAGAUUCGAAUCGUGGCGCGAAUAAUCCAAGGACUUGUGAAAAGGUGAACGACAUUAUCGAUAUUGAUUUAUUGGAUACGCAACCAUUGAGUGAAGUCCAUGGCACCUCGUCGUCUGCCGCAGCCAAGGGGGUGGCCAUUAAACAAUCGAAUUCAUCCAAUAAUGUUAGUAUAGAAGAUAUAGAUUAUGAGACGGCGUCCACCCAAAUAAUCGAAGAGAUGGAAAUAUUGUCGGAUACGCAAGAGGAUAAUAGGAUUAAAAGUACAGAUAGAUCUAAAAAGAGCAAGCGUAAAGUCAAUCUUACCGAUAGUCUCGAACAGAAAUUAAACGAUAUGUUCGACGAGGUUAACGACGAAGAGAUAAACGAUACAACGAUGAUAUCGACUCAAUGUCUUGAAAAUAUUUUAGAGGUAUCCCGGUGUAAUAACGUUUCAACGUUUGACAAAGAUUUAAAUGAAAAAUUGGCCGAAUCAAGCCGACGAAGAACGUCGGCGGAUUCCCAGGAUGACGAGGUAUAUUUCGGUGGGCUUGUUUCUAAAAGAAAACGAAACGUUCUUGCCGAUUCUCAAGAAAUUGUUCGUUCAAAAGUUUCGACUAAUAAUCGCCGCGGGACUAACAGAGUUUUAGCCAUCGAACACGAUUUAUUGAAUAGCUUUGAGAUUCCUUCGAGCGUUACUUCGAAGAAAACGAACGUCGGCGAACGUACGGAAACGGCAAAAUUGUCGGACGACGAUAUCUUAACUCGAUUGCCGGAAGUUAAUAUAUCAGGUACACUUUCGGAUCCAAACGCUCGCAGGUCGUUGGUCAAGCAAAUCAAAUCUACGUCUCGUACUGAUAAUAAAAAGACCGUCAAAAAAUUGGACACAUCCAAAGUCCGAGAAACGAGAUCUAGCAUUAAUAAAAACGUACCCGUGGCGGAAGUGGAAGAUGUCAAUUAUGAAAAUGUAAAAAGAAUGGCCGAGGAUUUGAUUUCCAACAGGGAUAAUAAAUUGAGUCGUUCUGUGCUAGUAGGAAUGGCUAAAAGGGGGAAAAAAGGAAAGAACGUAAAGUUAACUGAUAAGCCAUCCAAAGUUAAAAAGAUAACUAAAUUGGAUAAGGUAGAAAGAGAAUCCGAAAGUAUUUUAACUUAUGUUACCGACCAAGUCCCACCAAGAAGAAGGAAUACUCGAUCUAUGAGCUUGGCGGACUCCAAAAAAGAGAUCGAAGAACGUCGAGCGAGAGGUAAUAAUAAUAGGGAAAACGAUAACACCCCUAAUACCGAUCUAAUAAUGGGAGAGGAGUCGCAAGAGGUUGCGAUGAUUAUGAACGUUUCCUCGAUUAUCGAGCCAAGAAAUAUUCGAAAACGUAAAGUAGCUAAUCUAACGAAUUCGGACGAUGAUACGUUAAACGUCAAUAACGUAAAAGGUAAAACGAACGAUGCUUCAUACGAAGCAUCCAAAUCGCAAUUUAAACGAAUCAAAUUUGGCGGAAAUAAUUUGUCGCAAUUGUCCGUUGAUUAUUCUAUGACGGAUGAUUCGUCAUUGAUCGUUGCGAACGAAAAUGAUUCUGCGAUAUCAUCCAAUGUUCGGUCUACUCGUUCGACGCGAUCGAAUACGGAGAAACGAAAAAAUGAUAAUAAUACGAGUAGUUCAAAGAAAAUGGAAAGGAAGAACGAUAUUUUGACGGAUAGAGGAAAUAAUAGGAAAACUCCAACGAUAACUUCAACGCUUGCAACACGUAGAAGCGCGUCCUUUUCAAGCCCGAAUACCUCAUCAUUUUCUGCAAAAGAAAAAAUUCUCUUUACCGGUAUAGCGGAUGACGAAUAUGCUAAAGUAUUAAAACUAUUAGGCGGUACAAAGGUAGAAGAUCCUUCGAAAUGUACCGUAUUGGUUACAGACAAAAUACGUAGGACAAUUAAAUUUCUUUGUGCAUUAGCAAACGCAGUGCCGAUAGUAUCUGUAAAUUGGUUACACGAAAGCAAACGAGCUGGCCGUUUCUUAGAUUGGGAAAAUUAUAUGUUGAAGGAUCCAGCUAUGGAAGCUAAGUAUGGAUUUAGAUUAAGAAAGAGCUUGGAUAAAGCUAGAGAAAGAAAAUUGUUAGAUGGUUAUGUGAUUUUGUUAACUCCAAAUAUAUUAUCACCGCCUAUAUCGGAAUUGAGAACUAUGAUCACGUCGUGUGGUGGCAAAGCUUUAUUACGACCAUCUUCGAGAUUGACAGAAAAAACAAUAAUUAUAAGUCAUCAGGAUGAUUUGGAUAAUGCGCGAAAAUUGUUAUUAAAAGUACCUAAAAGUGUAACGAUACAGUCUACCGAGUUCCUUUUAAUUGGUAUUUUAAAGCAAGAAUUAGAUUUCGUUCGGCAUAAAUUAAUUUAAUCCCAUUGCAAUUAAUUUUAGCUCGUCAGUGGUACCCAUGUGAUUAUUAUUAUAAUGAAAGUUAUUACUUUUUUUUUUCUUUUGCUACGUAAUACGGACAUUUUCUCUAUACUCUCAAGUAUUUUAAUGAAAUCAUUUGUAUUAUCGUUAUAAUAAUUUUACUUAAGCAAUAUAGACGCAAAUGUUUGUGUAUAAAUAAAUAUUUUGGAAGAUAGUCAAUGGCAAAACCAAUGGGUUUUGGUGGAACGUUAAUUUUUCGCUAUAAAAAUAAGCGGAUGGAAUUUGUAUAUUUCUUACUUAUUAACAUAAAAGUGAAGAGAUUCUUUUCCACAUAUGUAAUAUUUUCUACCGUGUAGUUCAUAUAUUUAUAAAUAAAUUAAAUUUAUAACCUAAUAACGCAAAGAGCGAUGCAACAUUUAAAAAGAUAUUCCAUUUUAUUAGUUUUUAUUUUGUUUUAUAUCAAUUGUUACACUGAUCUUAACGUAAUAAUAUAACACACUUAAGUAUCAAAGAUUUUUCAUUUAUAUAAGUUGUAGGGGAGAAAAAUUAAACUUAUUGAUAUACUACUACGUCGAUGAUUUGACGAAAAGUGACACGACGCGAGCUAAGAAAAUAAAGCUCAUGUUUGUUUCGUUUAAUGUUCAAACCAGAAUCCGCUGCUCUACAAAAGAGAGAGCACCAGUAAAGUUUAAAAUCGCAACUAUUUCGUAUCUUUUCGUUUGUUUUUUCUUUUCUUUUCUUUUCCUUUUCUUUUUUUUUUCACGAACGAAUCAAUGGUACGUACGCAAACGAUGUCGAUCGUUUACGCUACUCCGAGCGCGAACAUGAUCAACGAUCUUGACAUACCAUAGAAACUCCAUCAUCUAAUAAUAAUAUAUCUUUCCUAGGAGAGUAGUCCGAAUAAGAGGAAAGAAAAAAGAAACUUAUGUCAUAAGCUAUCAAUCGAAAAUCUAUUCCGAUAUCACUAUCUUAUUAAUAAUUUUAUUGCGAAUGAGAGAAGUCAUGAUCGAUGAAUAAAUGCAUUUGUCGACAACGUUUUUAUUUAUAGCUGAGAGUCCGUAUAUCCGGAUGGAAGUUGAGAUGAGAUUAUACUUCCACGGAAGUGCGGCGGUCAGUGUUAAAGAGAGACCUGGAACGAACGCAAACAAAAGAAUAUAAAUAUAAAUACGUGUGUGUGUACAUGUAUAUAUAAGCGCCGCACAUAAUACACAACGUGGUGCGUACUCGCCGCGUAAAGCUUUCUUUUUCAUUAAUUUCUUACGACUAACGACGUAUUAAAUUAGCACGCUAUAAAAGUAAGAGAAUUCAUUGAAAGUUUUCUUUGAAAAUGUUGGGCGUAGAAUAAGCGAAUGCACUUAAAAUGGCUGCCGCGUUAAGAAAAGUAAGACGCAGUACACAGAGAGAGGAUCGAUUUAUUAAUUUUUAACGGUAGAGAAUGUAAAAGUCAUUGCGUAAUAUUAGAGACAAUAUUUCUCGAAACUAACGUUAAGAAAAAGUAAUGCGAUUCUGGAAUGUGUCAAUUCGACGGGGAAAGAAGAGUUAGAAAAAAGAAAAAAAGAAAAAAAAAUAAAACGUUAUCGAGGGAAGAAGUGACAACAAGAUAUACAACGAUUGAUCGAACACGUAAUAUACGUAUAUAUAUUUGUGUAUAUGGAAUAAGAGAAAAAUUGAGGACAAAGAAUAUAAAAUAAUAUUUACCAAAAUCUAUUUACGCUUUGGUCUUUCCUUGUUGCCUUUUGUUAUGUUCGGAAUUCAUGAGCUUCGUUAAGAUCUUUCUGGAAUGGCCGCUCGGAUCGAAAUGAUUGGUAUGAGCGUCGGCUUCGCGUUUUGAUCGUUGUUUGCCACCGUGACCGGUGAAAAUGUGCUUGUCGUAAUCGUAAUUGAAGUGCUCGUAUUCGUCGACGUAGUAGUUAUCGGACAUAGUUUCUGCUUUUGUUGUAUCACACAAAAGAGACUUUGAAAAGUGCGUAAUAGCGGAGACUUCAAGGAGAGAGAGAGAGAGAGAGGGAGACUGGAGAAAAAAAAUUCCACCGUCUUAUGCGUUGAUCGUACCGAGUCUACGCUCGAUUCGAUACUAAUUUCUAUGACGUUCUUGCGAGCACCUCUUUUAUAGGAUACGCUAGAACGGCUUUGCGCAUGCGUGAUUCGCAGUAACGUAUAACGUCAUAACAAAGCCCUGUCAUUUUAUCUCUUUUUCGUCAUUUUCAUCGUAAACUAGACUAGAGACUAGAUUCUUUCGCUUAUCGUGUUCGCCUGAAGAAUCGCUAACGUGGAUUUACGUGAAAAAACGAGAGAGCGAGUGUGUGUGUGUGUGUGUGUGUGUGUGCGUGCGUGCGUGCGUGUGCGUGUGUUGGGAGAGAUUUAAUCGGUUUAAUUAGGAAAAGAAAAUUUCUCGAUACUUUUUAUUCGCGUACAAUUCGGAGAGAAUAGGUGCGCUAGUGCCGCUGAUGUUACCGCACGGAUACGUAGCGAUAUUUAUCAUCCUAUAUGCAAUAUCGUAUUUCGCAUAUACACGUCGAGGAAAGAUUCCUUGACCGGUUAUAAUCGGACAUUAUUGUGUCUUGUCUCGGCGAGAAAAGAAAAAAAGGACAAAAAAAGAAAAAGAAAAGGGAAAAAAGCGAGUUUGUCAAAUUGCAACGUCGACGGGUGUGGUGGCUUUAUGAUGUAGCGUGUAACCGUAGCGUUAACAAAAUCGUAUUAAUGUAUAAUUUCCGGGGCGAUGUAAUUACCGCGCUGAAAUUAUACCUCAUUUGCUGACGUCGUCGUCUUCGAGCUAUCUUCAUUGUUAUUAGCGUUUUCUCGGAUGGAAAUUACCUUCUCUGACGAUUUCUACAAACUAUUAAAAUUCUUCAGAAGAAUUCAAGUUAUUUGGGAAGAAGAAAAGGUAAUAUCGAAAAUCGUAUCUCGCUAUCGAUUUAAUAAACAUUUUAUUACAACAAUCGAACGAUUCUCAUUUGAAAGAAGGCGAAACUUUUUUAAAAUUCCUCUUAUGAUGAUUCUUCUUUUCCCUAUCGAGGAGUAGAGUCCCGUCUCCUUCGGAGAAUUUAUAUCCAUAAAUAACUAUAAAAUUGGAAAAAAGUAGAAGCUGUUCUGCGUGAUAGCAUCGACUCGAACGAAUCGGCUAUUUUUUUUUUAAUUGACAUUAAAUAGAACGCUUUCUUUCGUGGACAUUUGCUUUCGUCCGACGGCACUUGAUAAAAUUCUAAGACGACGAGAGGUGAUUAGUUAGAGGUUCGAAUGUAUCUUUGCCAAGAAGACGUUCCCUCUGGCAAUUUUUCGAUAUAAUCUUUCGUUAGUACAAGAGAAGAAAACUGAUAGAGAAAAAAGGAAGAGCGAGAAAUGUAGAGGAGAAGAUGAUACCUUGGAAUUAAUCUGCCGCCUUUCUCGAGUGAAAUGCAUUAGCGAGCGAGCUUAAUACUCUCUCUCUCUCUCUCUCUCUCUCCCCCUCUCUCGACACAGAUUAUAAAUUAUUUAAUUAAGUGCUCUUUCAAGGUAGACAGAUGCAUCGUUAUGUUUGAAUAUGUUGAAAAGGUAAGAACGAUCGAGUCUUCGAAGGAAUCUACGAAAGUUAAUUAGAGGAACAUGGAAAGAGUAAAAAGGGUAAAUGAUCUUUUCGGAAAAUAUCGCGGAGUCUCUUUAGACGCAGCUUGAACGUAUAACAAUACUCUGAUUUCUCGAACGUAAAAUUUGAUAUUGAAAUAUCAAACGAUGGAAUGGCACGGAUACACAAAUAUAAAUAACGCUUACCGUUAUCUACGCUAUCUCAUUUUACAACGUUCUUUAAAACAUUUUUCUCUGCUUACAUUCCUUUCGCGUUACGAUACGACAGAAAAUUUGAAAAUCGCAAUCCGAUCCUAACGGGAUAACUACAGUGAGUUAUCCCGUGGCAUCUAAGAAUCAAGAAGGUGUCUACUACGAUGUCCGUCGGUGCGAUAUAUGCCGUUAUUUGCAUAUGCGAAUAUUCGUAAAAAGAGAGAAAGGUUUUAACGAAAAUAAAGGCCUUUGCGGCGAAAUAAAAAUGAAAGGAACGAGAAUUGUAAAAGAGUCUGCUGUCUCGUACACGGUCAAAUGUCAUACGACUCGGUUAUUCCUUUUAUCAUCGAUUAAUUAAUUCGUGGUGAGCCAACAUUAUAAUAUUAAUAUAAGCAUCAUUAUAUAAAGAGUAUCUAUAUAAGGAUAAUAUAACCGGAUAAAAUUCAUAAGCGAACGAGAAAAAAGAAGAUAUUUAUUUCUUUUCGAUAAAAGCUCCGUCAAUAUUCAUUCUUGCACGAAGAGAAUACUAUAGUUUUUUGUGUUAUCGAUGAUUAUACAUUUACAAGAUUUCCUUGUCAGAUCAUCGAAAAGCCUUAAGGAUAUUUGAAGGAAAAUCAAAAUACCUUGCGCGUAUUUCGCACAGGAACGUCAGGAUACUGAAGUAACUUUAUUUACGAGGACAGGGUGAAGCGGGAAAUCGAUAAUCGAUGGUUCGACUUUCCGGGAACCAACAAAAUCCCCUUCGAUGUCUAUUCUGCUACGUUUUCCAUAACUCGUCAUUCAACGCACGUGCGCCGAUGGAAUAACAUUUGAAACUCGUAAAUAUAUCGUCAGGUAUAUCAAUGCCACGAAGUUUUCGUCAUUUUCGUCUCUCUCUCUCUCUCUCUCUCUCUCUCUCUCUCUCUCUCUCUCUCUCAUGAUAAAAAUGAAAUCCCGUUGCCGCCAUCCGUCGAACGAGAUUCGAAUUCUUCGGCGUCCGAAGGAAAAAGGAACAAAAGACCGACAAAACAAUAUCCAAAUGAGAAAAUUGUUUAACCUAAUUGGACUUUGCGAACCCGAUAUCCGGUAUAGAAAGAGUUUAUUAUUGAUUUUAAGAAGAAAAAUAAUUCGAAUACCUGCCCAAGUAGUUUGAUGUUUCGUAAAAAGAAAAAUAUAAUUUAUGAUAUAAUUGAAAAAAUUUUACUAAGUAUUACACUUAAUUUCAUUCCCAUCUACGAGGAAUUCUCUCCAUCGAGAUGAAUCUCCGUCGUUAUUCAUUGAUACGAAGAUGAAUCGAUAGAUGUUCGGAAAAAAGUGACGAUACGAAGGAUGCUUCCUUAUCGAUAACAUUCCAAAGAGGAGAUUGGCCUUUGAUAGAUAUUACGACGGUAGUCGUGCUGCUGCUAGCGAAUGGCUUUAAGGAGAGCAAGGCCACCUACCGAUAGGAUAGGAUAUGAUCGAAAAAGAAAGAAAAUAACGUAGAAAGAUUCUCUGUUUGUACGGACAACGAGUGUGGUCGAUCGACACGCGACCGUUAAAAAAAAAGAGAGAGGGAGAGAGAGAGAGAGAGA
This is a messenger RNA of Vespa velutina, 9074 nucleotides long. RefSeq lists its product as uncharacterized. The transcript has 9 exons. Gene Ontology annotation, molecular function: protein binding. The coding region runs from base 1 to 3771 and encodes 1256 amino acids. Lineage: Eukaryota; Metazoa; Arthropoda; Insecta; Hymenoptera; Vespidae. The record is from RefSeq and is a predicted model, not a curated record.